Xiphias gladius (swordfish) is the source of this 1973-nucleotide messenger RNA. It is a transcript of the gene f2r, whose product is annotated as coagulation factor II (thrombin) receptor. Gene Ontology annotation, molecular function: thrombin-activated receptor activity. The coding region runs from base 203 to 1501 and encodes 432 amino acids. Gene Ontology annotation, biological process: positive regulation of Rho protein signal transduction; thrombin-activated receptor signaling pathway; phospholipase C-activating G protein-coupled receptor signaling pathway. Lineage: Eukaryota; Metazoa; Chordata; Actinopteri; Istiophoriformes; Xiphiidae. The transcript is spliced from 2 exons. Gene Ontology annotation, cellular component: membrane. The record is from RefSeq and is a predicted model, not a curated record.
GUGGGAGGAUUAAGGUCAAUGGCAGCCUACUCAUGCCAUCCUGUCUCUGUAUUGGGCGGAGGAGGCGGUGUGCCGUGAGGGGGAGGCGUAUCCACACUGGACUGCAAGACCAGGUCCGAGGUUGGCAGGAGAAACGCUGGAGCGACUCUCCCAGCAAGCGCAUAAUUCCCACACGCUUAUCCAGAGGACGCAGAGCAAAGCCAUGGUUCACCUGGCGGCAGCGUUGUUGCUAUCGUUUUCCCUCCAGAGCUCGGCGCUCCCCUCCCGAAAUGCUUCACUGCUGCUGCCACGGACUUUUUCUGGUCACUUUAUAAUGGUCACGGAUGAGCCCGUGGACUACGUUGAGCUGUCUGCGUUAGACAGUUUCGGGGACGACGCGGGGUCUGGCUCAGGAUUGGGGCAGGAGCCGGUGAAAAGACACGGCCACCACGGCCCACACCGUCAUCCCCAGAAACGCUAUUUUGUCUCAGAAGAGGCUAAAGGUUUUCUCCAGGGUCGCCUGGCAACAAGCUUUGUCCCCACCGUCUACACCCUUGUCUUCAUCAUCAGCGUGCCCCUCAACCUUGUUACUGUGGUGAUGUUUGUGCAUCACAUCCGUCCCAGAAAACCAGCGGUGAUCUACAUGCUGAACCUGGCCUGCGCUGACCUGCUGUUUGGCCUACUGCUUCCUUUCAAGAUUGCCUACCAUUACCACGGCAACAACUGGAUCUAUGGCUCCUUCAUGUGCAGAGUUGUCACAGCAGCCUUCUACUGCAACAUGUACUGCUCCGUCCUGCUCAUAAUGUGCAUCAGCAUCGACCGUUUCCUGGCCGUUGUUUACCCCAUGAACUCGCUGAUGUGGCGCAGCUCUCAGACAGCUUCAGCUGUGUGUGCUGCCAUGUGGCUGUUGGCCCUCGGAGGAGUAUCCCCUCUGCUGAUCUCAGGACAGACCCUCUUUUUGUCAGACCUGGGCAUCACCACCUGCCAUGAUGUGCAGGAUGUGGAAAAACUACAAACUUACUAUCUUUACUUUUUCCCCAUCUACUCCUCUGUCUUCUUCUUCAUCCCUCUGGUCUUCACUGUUGUCUGUUAUGUACGUAUUAUCCAGGCUCUGGCAGCAGCCAAUGUGGAGAACCGCUCCAGGAAGACUCGGGCUGUAGUGAUGGCUGUGAUCGUGUUGGUGGUGUUUGUGGUCUGCUUCACCCCCACCAACAUCAUCCUGAUGGUUCACUAUGUUCAGCUGUCCCACAAGUCCGCCAACAGUUCCUACCAGGCGUACCUGCUCUCCAUGUGUGUAGGCAGCCUCAGCUGCUGUCUGGAUCCAUUCCUCUAUUACUUUGGCUCCUCGCAGUGCCAGAAGCAGGUGGCAGCGCUCUUCAGUCGUAGGCGACUGGCAAGGGCUGAGAGCAGCUCAGAGACACAAAGUACAAGGACCAGUGGGCGGACAGAGAGCAGCAGGUUAUGCAAGCUGGAGAGCGUUCAAACUGGUCUGGGGAGCCAUUACAGCAGGCUGGUGGCUUAAGUGCAGGGACAUGAGGAGGCCGCCUCUGAGAGACUUCAAACUCGCACACAAACCCGCAGCAUAGUACAUCAAUAUGUACUUGAAACAUUACUAAGGAAAUGCUUGGGUUGGAUCAAAAGAAAUACCACAACUAUACCUGUUUACUGUUACUGUUGUUUUUUUUUGUGUUCAAAUUUACUAUAUCGUUUUGAUGAAAAAAAAAAAGGUAUUUUGGUGUAGAAGUUCAGUGUAUCCAGUGCCUUGUACUUCAGGAUUUUAUUUUAUAUGUAAUGUUGCAACAGCAUAAUUAUAAGACAAAAACCGCUUUUAUGGGUUUUUAUAAGUCAAUAUGUAAAAUCAAUAAUCACUUGUCGAUGUUCUGGCAUUCAUGAGGUCAAAAAAUACAAUAUAUGUGUGUGUGUAACUACCAAAGUUUGUGCCAAAGCAUGUAUAAUUCAAUCAAAACAAAACUACUACAUUAUACAUAUUUUUU